CUCGCCACGGAUAUUCAGCAGGAUCUUGAGAAAAUUAACGAUAAUUUCAAAUCACCUACCUAUGAAGCGCCUGCUUUCGCCACUCUUGUCAAAAACCUCCCCUCCAUGUUAACAUCUGCAAAGGUUAUUAGCAGAUGGGCUACUGACGUGUACGAAACUUCUACAGUUCUGGUCGAGAAGGUGCGUAUUACCUACAGUCAUUGGACAUUCUACAUGAGUCAACAUCGUCAUGAUGCUCUACAAUCACGACGUGGAGCUGUAUCCAUUGUUGCUGCUUCGAUCCUAGCUACUGCCGGCUACACUGCUAUGCUAGUAGGAGCAUUGCUUUGCGUACUGGCAGCGUAA
Messenger RNA from Strongylus vulgaris, 345 nucleotides. The record is from the annotation of a GenBank genome assembly. Lineage: Eukaryota; Metazoa; Nematoda; Chromadorea; Rhabditida; Strongylidae.